CAUCAAUGCUAACUAUAAUUACAGGGGGAUGUGAUGUUUCUACAACACGAGUGGAGCUACUGAUAAAUGGCCUGGUAAAAUUAAAGACAGCUGGAAAUUGUAAUGAGGCACUGGYACGGAAAUCCUGGAAUACAAGYCAWUACAUAGGACAACUCGCACAGAUAAGGAUAGUUGACGAGGGUGAUGACUCUCAGUGGGCGUACAUCAGUUUUGAUGAUUUGAGAACGUCUAGCAGUUGCCAAGAUCUGCAGGCUUGUAAAUCCAACCAGUCAAUGUGUCUAGAAAGCAAGGAUAACRAAACAGAAGUGAUUUGUCGUUGUGGUACCAGCUAUAAAGACUCACUGCCUUGUGGAGAUGACAGSUCAUGUAAUAUCAGCAGUGGAAGCUGCCAUAGCAUUUGCGCAAUCGACGACUGCGYAUGUCAGGAAUGUACUUGUAAAAGCGGAUACCAAUUCAAUAAGACCUCUUUGAAGUGUGAAGACGUCGAUGAAUGCGCAUCGAAUGCUGGUGGAUGUCAGUACGCAUGUGUUAACACACUAGGAGGAUACCACUGUACUUGCCAAGAGGGAWAUCGCUUGGAYAGCGACAAGAAGRRUUGCAUUGAUAUCGAUGAGUGUAAACUAGUCAAGAAUGGUGGAUGUCACCAACACAGUCUAUGCUCUAAUUCCCWAGGUAGUUUUUCUUGCGUCUGUUUUCAAGGCUGGAGAAAAAACUUAAGUAACCCUUUGCAGUGUCUUGACAUAGAUGAAUGUGCGCUUAAUUCGCCRUGCAAACCAACCCAAUCGUGUGUCAAUACCCUGGGGUCUUACCGUUGUGACUGUGGGCCUGGUUAYAAAACWGACCAAUUCAAAAACUGUGUUGAUAUUGAUGAGUGUCAGACGAUGAACGGAGGGUGCGACCAUGUGUGUACAAAUUCUCAAGGCUCAUUCAGAUGCUCAUGCAAAAGUGGCUACACUCUUUCCUCCAACGGAAAAACGUGUUCAGAUAUCAACGAAUGCGCAAGUAACAAUGGUGGAUGCAAACAACGUUGCUAUAAUUACGAGGGAAGUUAUAAAUGUGGUUGUAACCCUGGAUACAGCCUUAGCAACGAUACUAUAUCCUGUGAGGAUAUUAACGAGUGUAUGUCUAAUUCAGGCUGCUCUCAUACUUGUACCAACGAAGAGGGUGGUUACAAAUGCUCAUGUCGUCAAGGAUACACUCUUGACCAUGACAACCACAACUGUACRGAUGUUGAUGAAUGUCUGUCUAAUAAAGCCAAUUGUAGUCAUAACUGCAUAAAUACCCAAGGCGGGUAUAACUGUACCUGUAACCAGGGCUACGAUCUCCAUUACGACGGAAAGGCAUGCAUYGACGUAGACGAAUGUCUUGGCAACAACCAAUGUGAGCAGCUUUGCACAAACACCGAAGGUAGUUUCCAKUGUUCAUGUCUUCCAGGCUUUAAGCUGCGGGACAAUGARAGAAGCUGCCAAGAUGUCAAUGAAUGUGAAKUCCAUCCAAACCAACYCUGUGAACGUAUCUGUAUAAACACGCCUGGUAGCUAUCGGUGUUCCUGUCCUCCAGGGUACGCUYUAAACCCCGACAACAAAACAUGCACRGACGUAGACGAAUGCAACGAUASCAGCACAUGUGAGCAAACGUGCACUAACGAGAUUGGCUCUUACAAAUGCAGCUGCAACRAAGGAUACGYUCUGGSUUAUGAUAAUAAAUCAUGCCAUGACAUUAACGAGUGCCUUGAAAAAGACGCUUGUGACCAUGAAUGCGUCAACAACAACGGGAGCCACUAUUGCCUGUGUUCAAAAGGGUAUAGCCUCGCGUCGGAUAAGAAGUCUUGUCUAGAUAUAGAUGAAUGUCUUAAUAACAAUGCUUGCCAAGAAAUCUGUACCAAUACAAUCGGAAGCUAUGAAUGUUCGUGUGAAAGUGGAAAGGUUCUUCAGUCAGACGRAAAGACAUGUAAAGUUCCAGCUCCUCUAAAUGAAGCUUUAGAUAAAGCGAAAAAGGGAAUUCAGGAUGCAAAAAGUUCAUCAGAAAUAUCAGAAGCUACUAAGGCGGUUAGUGAUUCUCUCUCUGUUGCUAAGAAAAUCACCAGCAAAGAAAUUGAAGCCACUGUUGAGGUAUUAGAACAAAUUGGAUCCAAAGUCAAAGAUGUACCAACUAACAGUACUGUACCGGAAAUGAAAAAUCUGCUCAAGAGCUACGUCGAGGUUACAAGCUUCAUUAUAGAUCCCAAAAACAGGCCUUCCUGGGAAAAUGKAUCUAAAGACGACGGAUCCUCCAAGGUUGCCAGUAUACCCGGYACGGUGGAAAAUAUGACAGACAACAUUUUUGAGAUUGUAAAGACUAAAGGCAUCAAGGAAAUGAAUGUUAACAUCAGCGACAAGAACAUGAAUCUUCAGCUAAAUAUAAUGAAGAGAAACACCUUUAAAGGUUUUCAAUACCAGUCGAAAUCGUCAAAAGUUACGCUUGACGAGUCUCUGGUCAAGGAUUUAGAUAACGAUGAGCUUAUUGGAGUUUCUUACACUACAUUUCCAAAUUUAGGAGACUUAAUUUGUGACGUAAACUCCGACGUUGUGUCUAUAAAUGUGCUAAAUGUGAAAAAGAGAUACCUAGCRGAUCUGCCCGAACCAGUAAUUUUGGAGUUCAAUCAUCGUAAGCCAACUGAUGACAGUUUGCCUUUGUGCAGCUUUAUAAACGAAAAUCGCAAAUGUCCACCCUUGAUGACACCCAUAAAGAAGCGCUAAAAUACAUCUCUCUGGUUGGUUGUUGCGUUUCAAUUUGCUUUUGCGCUUUGACAGUCUUGGCUUUAACUUUAACAAUGCGACACCCAAUGGAAAAGAAGGCGCGAUUUGAGACGUUCAAACUACACAUCAAUCUUGUWGUAGCCAUUGGUCUUUCACAAAUGUGGUUUGUGAUUGGUUCAUUCUUAGUGAACGUCAACUUGGUGGCUUGUCGAGUUGUCUCAAUCUUCACACAUUAUUUUCUUACGGCGUCUUUCUGUUGGAUGCUUGUAGAAGGAAUUAAUGUCUACAAUAAGGUUGUUAAAGUCUUCAGUACCAAAAAAUAUGGAAAGUUCUAUUUUACUCUCGGUUGGGGUUUUCCUCUUAUCAUGGUGAUCGUGACCUCAGCAGCCGUGUUUAACAAAUAUGGACCCCAGAAUAUUUGCUGGCUUCACAAAGAUGUYAUUUGGGUAUUUGCAGUUCCAGUAAUGGUUGUGAUUGUGGCCAAUCUCUUUGUUCUUCUGUCUGUUGUUUACGUGCUACUGCGCAAGACAAUGGCAUUUACUGCCACUCCAAACAAACCAAAAGAAAACACGAAAGCCAAGCGAACUGUUAAGAUCACCGUCGUUCUACUUCCYCUUCUUGGACUUACCUGGGUGUUCGGAUUCCUGGCCAUCGACAAGAACUUUAUUGUCUUCCACUACUUGUUUGCAAUCAUCAAUUCAUUACAAGGAUUUUUCAUUUUUAUCGCACACUGCUGGAUCAACGAGUCGAUUCGCAGGGCUUUGCUGGAAAAAUUACCAUCACUACCACAAUCUCUUAGCAAGUAUCACUCCAGUACCAAGUCUGGCGGAGUUGGUGGUGACGGCGAUGGCCAAAAACAAAGUCAAAUAGAAUCCAAUGCCUUUGAUAACGAAACUUGCAGUGCAUCUGUUCCAAUGCCUGUUCAUAUCACAAUGUCAACUGUCCAGUUGUUGAAUUUGAGGAAGAAUUCGCCUGAACCUCGAAGAUCUGAAGCCAUUAAUGACUGUAUGGAGCAUGUCAGCCAACUCCCUAAUUUUGCACAGUGAGGGCUCUCGGCACGAGGACAAUGUUUUAAAAUAUAUGUGAAUAACAGUUUCUUAGCUGUUGAAUAUAUCGUCACAUACUAAAUAUAUCACCGAAGCCUUACUCAGAACACUUUCAAAAUAAAUGUAAAUACUUCAGCCUUUAAGAACUACAAACAUAUAGAAAAUCUGUGCCGUAGCAAAACUUAAUAUCUAAAGAAGCGUGCAAACACAAGCAACAUUUAUUUGUUGAAUUUAUUUUUGCACAAGACUCAGUGGCGUCAACAACGCGAACAACAAGCCCUAAUGGAACAACUGGUUGCUCAAUAAAAAAUUCGAUAUUGCUUUGUACAUUUGCAAGGCUAUUAAGAAUGUAUAUAAAAUAUAAUAAUGUGGCGCACUGAUUAGUUCAAUCAAUAAUAUACUCUAAUGUUAUCGUUGUUAAA
Exaiptasia diaphana is the source of this 4206-nucleotide messenger RNA. Its product is annotated as adhesion G protein-coupled receptor E1. Gene Ontology annotation, cellular component: membrane. The record is from RefSeq and is a predicted model, not a curated record. NCBI's taxonomy places the organism in Eukaryota, Metazoa, Cnidaria, Anthozoa, Actiniaria, Aiptasiidae. Gene Ontology annotation, molecular function: G protein-coupled receptor activity; calcium ion binding. Gene Ontology annotation, biological process: cell surface receptor signaling pathway; G protein-coupled receptor signaling pathway.